GACAGUCGUGUUUUGAUUUUUUCGUGAGAAAGGUGUAACUUUUUAUCUCACAAAAAAAUGUAUUAAUCGCCGAUAAUUCUUAAAUAUUUCUUUUUAAUUUGUAUCUUGACCAUUUAAUGUGUCAUUGUGUGUGUUGAAAAAAUGGAAAAACUAACAAUUGCAGGAACAUUUCAGAAAUCUGUAGAGGCUCUCAAGAAUACAGUAUGCAGCCAAAAAGAUAAACUCCACCAUUUCAAUCAACUCAGUGAAUGUAUCCAAUCACCACAUUUUCAUGUCAACCACUUCUUGCACACCAGCACAGCAAUCAGUGUCCUCUUGCUCUUUUGUGAGGAUACUGAUCCCACUGUUCGCAUGAAUGCCGAGGAGAACCUUUGCAAGAUUAUACGAUACUGUGAGAAUGGAAAUAUUCCACGUGUGCAAGUAGAUCUGUACCAUGAAAUCAAGAAAAACGGCAAUGAGAGAUCCCUUCGCAUCUGCCUCAACAUCUUCAGUCACUAUUGCCCUCAAAUUAAACAACGAAAAGCUCGGUCCUAUGCUCAGAAUCUUCUGCAAUGCAUAGCUGCUAUUGCAAGGAGAAAAGAGACACUUCUCCUUGAAGCUCUCAUGGAUUUUAUAAAGGUCUUCUGCGAGUAUCUUCAGUGCAAUGUUAUGGACAAUGAGUUGGUGGUUGUUCUACAAAUUUUUCUUGAUGACUUGUCAUCCGGAUGCGCUGUAAAAAGGCGUUGUUCUGCUCAGAAUCUCGUGACAUUCAUUAAACAUUCGAGGAAGACCAGUGAACUGGCUGAUUUGGCCCUCUCCAAAGCUCUAGAAAUAUUGGUAAAAAAACCAUCUUCAGAGGCUACUGUUGGCGUCUUGGGUUUUAUUCGGCUAAUAAUUCCUGUUCUUCCAUCAGAAAAUGACUGUGAUCUCUCAAAAUUGCUAGAAGUAUAUGAAAUUUGUCUGGGAUAUCUACAGGAGGGAAAUCACAGUAUUAUUAAUGCAUCUCUCGAAGUCCUUAAUAUGAUGACCUCCAAUCCGCCUGUAAAAUGGCGGCAGAUCCUGAUAGAUACAGAACUGGCGUCUAAGGCGGUUCUCCUUAAGAAGCGUGGACUCAUUAAGUCCUUGGAUGUUGUGGAAGAAGGAACAAGUCCAGAACAAUUGGUGAUUGAGCAGAGUCCCGAUGAAGAAAAUAUCCAUCUGAAGGCAGACCUGUUGUGUGAAUCAUUGGAAAGCACUUCUCUACUUGCAGGAAUGUCUGAUGUCGAAUCAGAGUCAUUGCAGAGUAUGGACAUUAAAACAGACUUCACAGAGUCAGGCACCGUAGCCAGUGGACAGAAUCCUGAUGGGAAAUCGUUGAAAAGCCAAAAUUCAACAGAUUCUAUUGGGUCAUUCUUCAAUUCUCUACUCACAAAUCCUUUACCAAGUACCACAGAGACGGUGACAAAUUUUUUCCGAGGACAGAAAUCAAAUGAAUCCUCAGUCACAAAUACUCCCAAGAUUGUCCCACGAGUCUUAGAAGAAGCACCUGAUUCUUCUGAGUAUGAGCAUAAGAAAUCAGAAAAUGCAGAUAAAGUCGAGGUGAAAAAUAGUCCUGUUGUUGUGAAAGAGGAGGAUGAAUUGAUUCUCGAGUACGAAGCUUCCACAAAUGAUGCAUUGCUCAGUGAAGUGAAUGUUGAGAUCGGUACAAUAUUCGACCAAUCAGUAAUUUCUUACACUGUUCGCCUAAUUGCUUCGAAAUUUAUUCUAAGCGGCGAGAAAGGAGGUUUUCUGUCAGACCAACAAGUGAGAGUAUCUAUAAAAAAUCUGUCAUUGACGGUAAUUGCCAACUGUAUAUUGCUAUCACCGCAGACUCUAGUGCAACCUCUUGAGAUGGAGUCGAGGAAUGAAUUAAUAAAAAUUGAAUUGGAAAAAGCCACAGAAGAAAACGAAGUUGAAAUGGCAGAAACGGAGCAUGAGUCGAAAGAGGAGAAAAGUGUCGACAGUGAAGGGUAUCUGGAGAUGAAGGAUGAUCAUUUUGGGAAAAGUGGAACGUCAUACAAGGAUUAUUUCACACCAUUAGCAAAAAAUGUCGACAAUACUCUCCUUGGUCAGCUGGAAUCAUGGACAAUGCCAAAAGUGAAUUUAGCACCAAAAAUCAAUAGAGAUUUGAAUGCACUGCUAACAAAGGCCAGUGGACAAUUAAAAUUAUCCACUACACCAAGUAGCUCAACACCUCGAAAAUUGUCGCCAAAAGCAUCAAAUAUGACCCAGUAUCUAACUGAUAUCCUCCAACUGCAUUCACAUCCAGAUCCAAUUAUUCGAAGUGAUAUCAUACAAAUUGUUAGUAACUUUGUUAAGUGCUUGAGUUGUGGUUUAGUGAAAUACGACCAAGUUGUGGAAGAUGUGAGCGAGUUAUUGAAAUUUCCAAAACUCAUCGAAAUUGUUUUGCAGGGAUUAUCUGAUGAAAAUCAUGCUGUUGUUCGUCAAGCUCUCGCUGCAACAGACAAUAUUCUCCCCUACUGGCUUUUGUGUGGUCUCCAUAAUACCCCGAAUGCCACAAUCCACGAAAUCAUUUCAGUGAAUCGUUAUUUAGGAAGUUUGUUGGACAUUAAUGAGAUUAAAUACUGGACAGUACAGUGCAAGUACAGUGAAGUGUUGGCCAAUUUGGAUUUUCGUGCAUUACACAAAUUACUGGGCCAUGAUGUUGCUGCUGAAUUUGAGACAAUAUGCCUUGAGCACAUAAUCUCGAUGCUAGGCGAUGAGGAUGGUCGAAUAAGGAAUGCUGCCGCCAAGUCUCUCUCACAGUAUGUACUAAAACAGAGUCCCAGGAGAACUUCCAAUGAACCUAUAAAUAGUAUGAGAAAAGAUAUUUGUAGUAGAAUUCUGCAAGAACUGCCACCUGAACUGAAUACCAUUGAAUUGGGAGGAAAUGGUGAAAUUGAUCCAAUUCUCGUGAAGGUUCUCUACAUUCUGAGCAAUAAAUUGAUCAGUACUAGUCAUAGAGAGUCAAUUGUGGGUGUAUUGAGUGCAAUCAAAGAGCUUUCGUGUAACUUUAAACCGGGCAAUUACUACAGUGCGUGGAAUGAAUUCAACUUUCUGGGUGUUGUGAUUAAAUAUAUUCAAGAAAACCCAAUCACAAUUUACGACUUAACGGCUCACAGUGAUGCUUUAGAACUAUGUACAUCACUAUUGGCCGCAAAAGCUCUCCAUGGUGACACGGACGAUGUCACAGAAGCCCUGUUAAUCCACUUAUUGAAAUUGAUUAAUGUCUAUCAUCACAUAUUUACUGCUACAAAGGUGAUUACAUUGCCCAAAGGGCAAAAGAGUGACAUUUUUCUCAGUGGUAAGGAUAUCAUGAAAUUGAAUAAUUUGGGAUAUUUUGGGAAUGAUUUUGUAUAUGUAAAAUUAUACAAAAUGCUUAAGAUGGCAUUUGACUCCAGGAAAAUCACAAUUGAUCGGGAGGUGAGUGGGAAAAUGAUGAUUUUACUUGGUAGUUGUCUCAAAGCGCUCACUCUUGUAUUUGAUAUCAAACCAAUGGUAUCCAUAAGUCAAUCGACAUCCACCAUUGAAGAAAUUCUCACGUAUCUGAUGAGCUGUGUAAAUUAUCAGCCCAAGUGGUGUGUGCUGUGCACAAAGCAUAUGCUAAGGCAUUUCUUUGAUAGAAAUUUUGUGACACGUCGCAAUGAAUUUCGCCAAGUUAUGUACACCUGCAGCACUAUGAUGGAUAUUCGAGAUGUAGAAAAUAUUCUCACGUGUGUUAAAGAGUUCACUGGCAUGGAGAAAAAAACACUUCCCUAUGAAGAUGUUGGGCACCAUUUGAAGAUUUUCGAACCAAUGGUCAUUCACAGUCUAAGACUAUUUAUGAAAGCCAAUUCAUCUCUACAAUCCAUCAUUCUAGAACUGCUGUGUCAAUUGCUUGACUUUAAAGUCAAUUAUUAUCUAUUGGAUGCGAAUAAUGUGUUUAUUGAAUAUAUCCUGAGGCACCUGGAGAUCAUUGAGACGGGCUGCGUGAGAAAGUGUGAAAUGGUCAUUUGCAGCAUCUUCAGAUUUCUCUUUCAUUUGUGCAAGCAGUCCAAGGAAAAGAAAAUUAUUACAAUCCCAAAGAUAAUUAAUAUUACGGAUAAUUUGCUGGCCAAUAGUAAUAUAAGGAUUUGUAGUAUUCGUGCUCUUGUAGAAUUGGGCCAUGAAUUGUUCUUCAAUUGUGCACCGAGUCCACCAAAUCAGGGUGGUAAGGGUGAAUGGAAUACGGAGAGGGAGGUGGUGUUCACGAUGAUGCUAAAAUUUCUCGAUUACGCACAAGUCCAGCGUGCUGUAGCAUUAAUUGUACUGUCACAGAGAAAUAUGGAUAUGUCCUAUGAAAUAGAUGCCUUUUCUUAUCUCAUGACACUAUUCAGGGAUGAAAAAUUCACAAUUGAUUGUGAGGAAAAGUUCAAUGGUGUGACUUUAAUGUUUCAUGCCCUGCAGCGAGCACCGCCGUCAGUGAAUGAGGAAAAAUUGGCGGAAUUUCUCAGGAUCUUCCUCGAGGCGUGCACAUCACCUGGAAUCCAUUACAACAAGUUGACAAGAGUUCACCUCCUUUUCUCUCAUGUUAUUUUGAGUGUGGACGAAGUUUGUUUGAUAAAUUGCAUAAAAGUGCAUUUAGUCAAGAUGAAGUUAGUUGGGAUGGAAAAAGACAGCAGGACGAAAGUGGAAGAUGAAGAUGGUUGGGUGUUAGAUUAUUUUGCUGAAAUUGUGUCGAGAGUUGUUGGAGACAGUGUAAAUUUUCUGAUUCCCUGGAGUGAUUCCACUUAUUCAGCUCUUCUGGAUAUGUUCUUGGGAAAAUUGUGUCAACUGACGAACUUUAAUACACUCACCACGGUGCUCUUGGCAAAAUUUGUUCAGGGUGACUUUAUACAACUUUUUUAUGCCAUACGAACAAUUUGUCCUAAACUGUUUAUUGGUUUUAUGGAUGUGAUGAUACAUCUCAAUCAUGAGAUGUAUGCCAUUAUUGAGACACUGUGUCGUUUGGGCAAUAGCUUGUGUGAUAGACAACUUAGGAGGCAAUUGUGUAUAAGGAUAACAGAGAAAUACCAUCAGCCGACCGAUUGGCAGCCAAAUACCGUACAGUUACUUCUUCAAUCAGAUCUCCCUGCAUUCCUGCGAGACCACCACAAAUUCCUCUGUCGAUUGUGCAACAGCGAGAUGCAUGCCAAUGGGAUUUUAGCUCUCGUUGCUGUUUGUCACACGGAAUUCCACUCUAUUGCUAUUGACAAUGAAAUAUUAAAAUUGAUCGAUAAAUCACACCAUUCCACAAUGGUGCUCUGCUUGCGGAUGCUACUUGGAAAAUUUUUGGCUCACCCAAGCAAAUCAGUGCAACAGCGUGCACUUGCGAUAACUGUCGACAAACUGGACAUGCUCAGAGCCAAUGCAACCACUGAGAUGUACCACAAUUUGCCACUUAAUGAACUUAGUGCUAUCGUUGAUGAUUGUAGGCGAGAGAAUUUGCCCAAACGCUUUCCCACACUCUUCCAUGAUCUCCAGGGGAUCCUCCACAGUGUUAUUGAUGACAGGCAGGUGGUACCUACUACAUCGACAGUUGGAGAUGUCCUGAGAACCAAUGUGGAUGAACAGUGGUAUAGUCAACAGAUAUUGCACCACAUGCGUGUUGGAUAUAAUAGAGCGGGACUUGUGGCAAAAUUGCUGAUGGAGAUAAAAUCUGAAAUGCGUCUAUCCUCAUUGAUUACAGCACGGGAAUUUUCCAGUAAUUUUCUAAGUGCCUGUCUCAGGGUAGCAUUUGAUACCAUGCAACGAGCAUUUCAGAUGGACUGUGUACAACAUAGUCCACAUAUGACUUACCUCAAAGUGCCGCCACUCCUUAAGUUCAUUCAGCGUCGUCUUGAAAUGGACCUGAUGAAAUUGACUGAUGAUUUUGGGGGCGAUGAAAUGGCACAUGAUCAAAGCUUUCGUGUAUGCCUUGAGGCAGCGACAUGCUUCAUUGAAAAUGUAUCAGAGACGGAACGUAUUUGUCUUAUAUAUGUCGAUGGCAGACAAGUGGAGAAGUAUAUUGGGGAAAAUCUGUUGCGUCCUCCACUAUGUGCGGUACUCCUUAGUUUCGCCACACGUCCUGUCUUAACCACAUUGAACCACAUGAGACAUCACCAUGGCCUCUUAUCUGCCCAUGUGGACUUCACUGGGGUAGAAAAAUGCUUGAAGUAUAUUAAAGUUGUCCUACACCACCCACGAAUAUGGCAAGAAUUUGAUUCAAUUGACAAAUACCAUGAAGAACUGAGGGCAAUUAUUGAGUUAAUCCGCAUAUUUUUAACUGACAUACUGCAGAGUACAAAGUUUCUCCGUCACCAUUCUGAUCCGGACAUAUUUUUCAGCGUGGGUGAAGAUGAGCGUACUAAUGGGAUUAGAAGGAUGUAUAUGGAUGCCAUUUUUGUGGCACGAUUUAUUGAAGAGGAGAGGGAUAUUGUCAAUUGUUGCAUGAUUGCUAAACGAGGUAGGGUUGUCAAUACUCUACGAGUGCUGUCUGAAAUAGCUACCGCGAUUCUUCGAGUGGGUGCCCUCUAUCCCAUAGCGAUGACCCCUUUUAUUUUACUCCAUGACAUGGGUCCCCUAGCUGUCGAGUAUCCACCGAAACGAUGUCCAAUUCCAUCAAUUCCGAUCGAACAACUCAAUGAUUCUGAACUUCUGCCAAAAUUUAUAUCGAGACUCAAUUUAAUUGGAUUUUCCACAAGACAACAAUUUGAGGAGAUUUUCAUGUCACUCCUCGUGCUCCUCAAUAGCGUCGCUGAUCCUCAGCUUGUUGAUGCUCACGAGGAAUAUUUCAUUAAAACAAUGUGCCUUGGAGCAAUUUCGGAAUUGUUGGUCACAUGCAAAAUGUUUCCGCGAAUAGGAUUUCGUAAAGGUGAAUUUCACCAUUCACCCCGAGUCGACAGAAUAAAAGUGGAUAAUAUAGGUGUAAAAAAACUACAUAAGAUUCUCUGUCUGAUACCGGGACCUAAUGUGUUCUACCAUGGGAAUUUAGAGAGGAAUUUACUAUGUGACAGAGUCAAUGGUACCCAAGCUUUUGCACCUAAUCAAUUUAGCAUGAAUUUCAUUUGGCAAAUUGUUGAGGAAAAUGUUGUGGAGAUGGAUACAACACUCAAAAGUGUGAAUUACUUUGUGGAUCAAUGUGGAAUCGACUUUAGGAGUACAGUUCAAUUAAUUUUUGAUGUUUUUGCUCAACUGAUCGAUCAACAGUGCACACAAACUUUAGUAAAUGUAGCAAAAUUGAGUGAUAUCUGUGAGAAUAGGGAUCAAUGCAAAUGGAUUAAGAAUACAAUGCAACAACUUCAGGAGAGGAUACCACUGGAGAACACUGUGGCACAUCAAUAUAUAAUUUAUCUUCUCUGCAAAUCACAUGCAAUUCUUGUACCAUCGUUGAGUGAUUUGGCAAAUUUAUGCUCUAUAAUUCCUACAUAUCUGAAGAGUACCCAUGUUUUUGUCCGAAAUGCAGCUCUUAAUGGGCUCCUGUGCCUUCUGGAGAGUGCUAUAAAUACUAACACAAGUAUUGGCGCUCUCAGCGAAGAGAUAAUUCUCCUGCGGAACAUUGCAAUCAGCUACAUCAAUAGGAAUGGGGUCACUGAUGAGAGUGUCUAUUCAUAUAGUGAUAUGCACACAAAACUCGUCUGGACGCUAACAUUCUAUUUAAUAGAGAAGACAUCCAAAUUCGUGCCUGAUUGCACUCUCUUGUCCAAUCUCAUUAUAUCCGGAAAUAAUAUUCUAAAGAGAACGACAAACCUCCAUCAGUAUUUGUGUAUUGUUCACGGCAUGCAACGUCUGGUAAUCACUAACUCGGUAGAAAAGGUUUAUCGGGAAAAAAUUGAGAAAAUCUCGCUCGAUUUAGUUAAAUGUGACAAUGAAGAGUUUUCAAUACCAGCUCUGAAACUACUAAUUUCCUGCAUGUAUAUCGGAUCAUCCAGUCAAUUGGAAAACACAGAACACUCAAAUGGAAUUGUCCAAGAUGAACCUGAAGUGAUUGUGCAAUCAACUGAAAAAAUUGAUGUGCUCUUCCUGAAGAUUAAGUCAUCAACUCCUGAGGCAGCAAGUAUUAUAGGAGAUGUCCUAUGCCAAAUAACAAGAGACCUUCUCCCACCAAAUGAGAUACUCACGAAAGUUAUCAAGGAGCUGCUGUCUCUCACUCAGCCACAUGGAGCUGUUGUGGCUAAGAUUGUAUUUCAGGUAUUUCGAUCUGCAAUUGAUUCUGCGUACAUGGCACUCCUUCAGGACUGGCUCAUUUGCUCGCUACCUAAUUUUGUGACGUUGCCACCAGCAAAUGCGGUUUCUUGCUUGAGCGUUAUCUUCGUGUCGGCUUCAUUAAACUUGAAUCUGAUAAAGAUUUUCCCUGAAAUCCUCGAGAAUUUUGGCACGCUUGGAUGUCGCGAGGAGUAUAUAUUUCAUGAGGCCACUCGAGAUUUCUAUGGGAGGCUGAGUGUGGAGCAGAAGGACAAAUUCCGCAGUGUUUUCUUUAAGCAUGAAUCAUCCAUUUAUGCAAAUAUGCUCAAGAAUUUAUAAUUCUUUUUCCAUUCUAUCCAUAUUUAACAAUUUCAGCCAACUUGAGCAUUUUUCCAUUAGAUCCACUCACCAGAUUAAAAGUAUUUUCCAUAGUCCAUAAUGUGCAUACUUUUCCGCACGACCAGUGUGUGGGUGGAGAUCUCUAUAAAAAUUGUUGUACAUUGGAAAGCAGCCCCUGAAUACUAAAUUGUACUAUUGUAGGCUUGAUAUAAUGUGAAUAGCAGGGGAAGGCUGAAAAAUAUAUAUGACUAUGUGUUUUAUGAAA
Messenger RNA from Phlebotomus papatasi, 8761 nucleotides. It is a transcript of the gene htt, whose product is annotated as huntingtin. Gene Ontology annotation, cellular component: cytoplasm. The record is from RefSeq and is a predicted model, not a curated record. The transcript is spliced from 9 exons. Lineage: Eukaryota; Metazoa; Arthropoda; Insecta; Diptera; Psychodidae. The coding region runs from base 142 to 8496 and encodes 2784 amino acids.